Molecule: messenger RNA, 1821 nt
Organism: Sungouiella intermedia
Lineage: Eukaryota; Fungi; Ascomycota; Pichiomycetes; Serinales; Metschnikowiaceae
Source: the annotation of a GenBank genome assembly
AUGUUCAUCCAAGUUGGAAGCAAGAGAAGACACUGGGCUACUGACCCCUACUCAAUCUGGCAUAUCCACGCUCCCAGAGAUCCGUACCUCCACCAUAGACCUGGAAGGUUGGCUACCCAGGUGCUCCAGGGUCCCGGGAAGGUGUUACUGCCAUUGCCAUUGGAAGUGAUAGCCUAUAUUCUUCUGCACGUUCCUUACCCCAACUUGAAAUUUUUCUACGACAACUUGCCUGCUGGUGACUCUCUUCGUCUGGUAAUCGCAUCGAAGCUUUAUGAAAAUGUUCAUUACGGCCAGUACGAUCCAAAUGACCAAAGUCGCUAUCAUAUUUCGAUUUCAGAGCUUAUAGCACUUGCUAGAGGUGAGAUUAAAGCUCUGAUUCGCUCGUUGUCUUUCCAUGGAUACCAGAAUGAUGCCUUUCUCUCAUUUUGCAUCAGGUAUCCAGUCUUUGUUUCCCAGAUUCCACAGAUCGAGUUUGAUGGCACCCAGGAGUAUUUACGGAGCUAUGCUAGCAAUGUGCCACUCGACAAUAUGGUCAAGUUGCGUUUCGUUGAGGCUGAUGACUUGGAUAUGCAUCUUAUUCCUCCAAACUUGAGGGAAGUGUUUCUAAAUUUCAAUGACUUGUCACCUCCAGUGUUCAAGAGGUGGCCCAGUAAGUUGAGAACUUUAGAAAUACGAGACUGUGAGUCCGUGUUGGACAUCGAGCUUCCGGCUGGCCUUGAGCUGCUUGCAUGCUUCGACUCGGGUGAACUUUGGAGACAGUUCCCUCCAGGACUCAAGAAAUUGAAGUUAGUUUCCAAUGUUGAUACAUUCCUUAACGAUUUCACAUUCCCCGAUCAACUCACAGACUUGACUUUUGACAGUGAUGACUUUGAGGAUCCUGAUAUAGUUCUGCUUCAGUGGCCAACAAGCCUCAAACGUUUGGAUUUGAGCAAUAAUGCCAUCACAUCGUUGGUAGGGGUAUCGUUGCCACGGUGUCUUGAAGUUCUACGUUUAGAGUUUUGUCAAAUUUUCACUCUUGAGAACGUAAAUCUUCCUAGUCUGCUUAAGCAGCUCUACUUGAAAGGAAACCCACUAUCGAGCAUGGAUAAUGUCAAAUUGCCCAACUUGAGAAUCCUCGAUAUCUCUGCAAAUCCAAAUUCCAAUAGCGAAAACAUUGAGUCGUUGUCUAAAGUUCUAUUUCCAUCCCUGCUUGAAAAGUUGGUGGCUGAAGAACAACCUGUGAGUGACUGGUCGAGCACAUUACUCCCCACAGGUUUGAAGGUGCUUCUGAUUCAAACGUCAGAGCAUCCUCUGAGUUUGACAUUUCCACCAACGUUAGAGGUGCUCCAUUUGAAAUUUCCUGAAUCUUCCGAUUCUAGCAUUUUCGAUCUCAAGCUUCCAACGACAUUGUAUCUGCUAGAAGUGAAGAACGGAAUUUCGAAACGAAUUCCGUGGAAUCUUCCUUAUCUAAAGGACAUGACAAUGGUCAAUUUGACCGGAAAUGUCGUCAUACCAGACACUGUGAAGACACUUUCAUUAGAAUCGCAGGACUGGAGUCUCUUUAGGAACUUGAAAGUACCCUAUGGAGUCGAAAAGUUGAAAGUUUCAUGUCUGCUUAAGGAAUACCCAGAUACUGUUGUCGAUUUAGACAUUGAAAACUUUGAUACCCAUGGUGAUGUGCAAAUGCCUCUGCAAUUACGAAGUCUUCGAGUCAAUACUUGUGAUUUUACUGGUCCCAUUCCAGAGGAGAAUUUGAAACUUCCUAAGACUUUGCAGCGUCUCGAAGGGGACGUGGCUGCCUGUCUCGCAGAAUCUGUCAAUUGGAAGUAUAAGAUUUCAUAG